This is a messenger RNA of Tachysurus fulvidraco (yellow catfish), 6318 nucleotides long. It is a transcript of the gene zeb1a, whose product is annotated as zinc finger E-box binding homeobox 1a. The coding region runs from base 16 to 3978 and encodes 1320 amino acids. Gene Ontology annotation, molecular function: RNA polymerase II cis-regulatory region sequence-specific DNA binding; DNA-binding transcription factor activity, RNA polymerase II-specific. NCBI's taxonomy places the organism in Eukaryota, Metazoa, Chordata, Actinopteri, Siluriformes, Bagridae. The transcript is spliced from 11 exons. The record is from RefSeq and is a predicted model, not a curated record. Gene Ontology annotation, biological process: regulation of transcription by RNA polymerase II; anatomical structure development.
AAACCAGGUGCAGAGAUGGCCCCGAAUAGGGAGGGCGGGGCUUGUGGAAGUGCGGUGGAGGAUCUCCUCAGCAGCAGCAGCAGCAGCACAAGGCCGCGGUACACGAUAAUGGCGGAUGGCCCCAGGUGCCAGCGCAGAAAGCAGACGAAGCCGAGGAGAAAUAACGCAGCUGAAGCUAAAGACGUGAAAAGGAACAGAGUCUCCGUUAAACCGUCAUCGGGAGCCAGAGACGCGCGUUCACUGCAGCAAAUGGCAACUUGUGCAGUUAGAGUUUUUACAAAAGUGUCAGAAGCAGUGUCAGAUUCUGAUGAUGAAGAUAAACUCCACAUUGUGGAGGAAGACAGUAUUCUUGAUGCUACAGAGGAAAAGCCAACAGUAUCCAAGCUAAAUGCAGCACAGCAAUUACACAAGGGACAUAAACCGAAUGAUGGCAACCUGGGGCCAGAUGCUUUGAUAGAAGAAAUAAGGAUCAAAGAGGAGUGUAUAACUGAUGAAGAGGAUGAAGACGAUCAGAUCCCAUGGCAGAGGAAGACAGAGGUCAUUUGUCCAAGCAUUCCUGAGGAGGAACAGAGCACACCAGAUAGAGGAGUCCAUGAUGAUAAUGGUACUUCUGAUGAGUUCUCUCAGCUCUACUCAUGUCCAUAUUGUUCCCGGGGUUACAAGCGUCACACAUCACUGAAGGAGCACAUCAAACUACGUCAUGAAAAAAACAAAGAUGACUUCAGUUGCUCCCUCUGCAGCUACACUUUCACCUAUCGCACACAGCUUGACAGACACAUGAAUGCUCACAAAAAUGGAAGAGAGCAGAGGAUGGUUUCACAUUCGGGAGGAAAUAGAAAGUUCAAAUGUACAGAGUGUACUAAAGCCUUUAAAUAUAAACAUCACCUAAAGGAACACCUGCGCAUCCACAGCGGUGAGAAGCCAUAUGAGUGCUCUAACUGUAAGAAGCGCUUCUCUCACUCUGGCUCCUACAGUUCUCAUAUCAGCAGUAAGAAGUGUGUAGCAAUCCCCCCUGCUGUUAAUGGCUUGUCUCACACUCCUGGAGUCAAAGCAGCUCUAAGUCUGACUGAACCUACACAUAUCCUAUUGCGGGAGAAAGUUGACAAUAACAAACCUUCAGAGGAACAGCUUCCUCCUAAGAAGAUUAAAGAAGAGCCUGAUGAGCAUGAAAUUAAAUCUAUCAGAACUUCACCGGAUGUUUCAACAACCACCAUCACCACUACCAGCAGUACUAAUAAUGGGGGUGGAAUUUCUGUUCAGACUGCUGCUUCUCAGGGUGUGGUACAGACAUUAGUUCUACCUACUGUAGGUCUAGUUCAGCCAAUUAGUAUCAACCUACGAGACUUACAGAACAUGCUGAAAGUGUCAGUGGAUGGGAACAUGAGGUGGCAUCCUGUGACUAGCUCAAAUGUUAAUGGAGCUAGUUGUAAGGUUGUUAAUCCGGGGCAGCCACAAGCACAAACAAUGCUUGUGCCGUCUCCCUCUCCACACUUGCAGGUGAUUUCAGCAUUUUCUCUCCCUGUGCUGGAUCAGGACGGAAAUUCGAAAAUUAUCAUAAACUAUAGUGUAGACCCACAAGUAAGCACAUCAGAUUUGAACACAGCACAGUCAGUAUUACCAUAUCAAACUGUGGCCAAAGUAAAAGUGCUAGAGGGACCAGCAGAUGUGGGAAAGUUAAAUGCAGUGCAACAUACAAAAUUGGCAGAAACUAACACAACACAGCCCAAUGUCACUGCAACUCAAAAACCACCUACCUCUAGACCAGUUCCUACACAACUAAGUAUACUUAAAUCCACACAGUCAGUUGCUACAAAUAAAGCAGCCUCAAUUAUAAAGGUCACAAAGCUGAUCCCAGGACAGACAAAGCAUUCACAACCAGCAUUUUUGUUUCUAAGGACAGUAAAUGGGCCUCAGGGAAUGGUUGUAAGACAGUUAGCACCUGCAAACCUACAAGUAACUCCUACUAUAGAAACGACAGAUCUGAAAUCAACCCCAGAAUAUACCAUCAUGUCAGCAGAACAAAAUUCACUCACUGAGCUGAACCAUGUUGCAGAAGAGACCAGUUCCUCUAGGGACAACUGCCAGCCUGAAGACCUGAGGUCUGCUUUGCAACAGGGAAUUCAGUUCAAAACUGAAACGGAGUCUGAGAUUAAGACAGAUUGUGAAGAAGCUUCACCGAUAGAGAAACAGAGAGAAAGGAAAGAGGAAAUGACUGCAAAGAAACAUUCAACAACGGCUCACAGAAGUAUUGUUUGUGGUGAUGGCUUCCAUAACUAUGCUACAUGUCUUUUUUGUGACAACAGCCCCAGCAGCACUGAUACCCUGAAUUGUCUCAACAGCAUUGAACAAGGAUCUGACAGGUCUCUUUCUUCUCUGAUGGGGGAAAAAGACUUUAGACGUUCAGAUCAGCCUCCAGUGAAGAGUCUCCUGCCGCUCCUUGAGGCAUACAGCAAAGAUUCACACCCCAGUGAAGAGCAGGUGUCUCGAGUUGCAGAACUUGUUAGUUUACCUAGGGAUGUGGUCAGUAGGUGGUUUGAAAGAAUGCGCUUAAAGAACAUACUACACAGCCCUGAAAAUCCUCAAAAUGGGCAACAGACUAUUGUAGAUUCUCAAGCAGAGCCCAGUAAGGAUACCCAGACCCAAAUCGUGGACACUCCAGCUGAACUUCACAAAGAGGACUCAGUGGGCCAGAACAUUGACUCUCCUCCUCUAAACUUCUCUACAAAUGGUAUUGGCAUCAUAAAGACAGAGGAUCUGGAAGACAAAGGGCAGGCCGAACCUUUGGAUCUCUCCCUCCCAAAAACCUCUUGUUGUAAUGGUAAUACCACUGUCGACAUUGCAGUGUCUGACAGCAAGCCAUUUGUCCCCACUCAAGACGAACCGCUCAAUCUCACAAGUUUCAAGAAGGACACAUUGGAUGGCAACACCAUUUAUGUGACACAGUCCAAUACAAGUCCGAUAAAGAUCAUAGCCACACCUUUGCCAACUCUGGUUGCCAUAGCAGAGCCUGGUGGAAUUCCCUGUCUCAGAGCGGCCAUCACCACCAAACAUCGCACCAUCCUUAUCCCACAGCUGUCCUAUACAUACACUUCCCCUUCCACCAGUGGCAAGGCUAACACCACCAUUUCCUCCAGCAAUAAGUGUAGCACCAUCACCACACCACUAUCCACAGACACACAGGGAAUAGUACUUAAUGGCAGUGAGCCUUCCCAUUUUUUUCAGAAGGAGAAGACUGAUGCUGGAGAUGAAUCCAUGUCCGGGUGGGAUGGGCUGAACGACUGCAACCUUUCCCCCAUCAAGAAACGGAGAAAGAUGCAUGGUGGCCAGUAUGCAUGUGACCUAUGUGACAAAAUUUUCCAGAAGAGCAGCUCUUUACUACGUCACAAAUAUGAACAUACAGGUAAACGUCCUCAUGAGUGUGGAGUCUGUAAAAAGGCAUUUAAACACAAGCACCACCUUAUUGAACAUUCACGUCUACACUCUGGAGAGAAACCAUACCAGUGUGAUAAAUGUGGUAAACGCUUCUCGCACUCCGGUUCUUACUCCCAACACAUGAACCAUCGCUACUCCUACUGCAAGAAGGAGGUUUAUGAUCACCCAGAGCCAAAUAAUACUUCAUCUACACCUCCCUCACAGCUUGACUCAGAUGAGAGGGAGAGUGAAGCUGAGGAGGAGAUAGAUGAUGAUGAAGAACUAGAAGGAGAAAAAGAGGGUGAAGAAGAUUUUUCUGGAUUUGACAUGAGUGAUAUAAGGGUGGUCAAGGUCGGUGAAGAAUAUGAUGAAGAGGAGGAGGAAUUGGGGAGGGAAGAGAAAACACAGUUGACAGAAGAGGACCCUGCUGAGUUGGAUACUCUGGAAAAGGGUGAAGUGGUGAAGACAUGUGGCAUGGAAGAGCAAAUGAUGGAGUGCAAAACAGAUGAGGAACUAGGGAAAUCAAUAGAGAAUGAUGUGCUUAAUGACGCUAUUGAGAAUAAGUAAUGAUCUUUCUCUCCUAUUGCUCUGUGAAAGACAAAGGCUUGAAGAGCCCUUGGUUGACUCUUGAAGACCGUGGUAAAGUGUGUUUUACUGUGUAUGAAUCACAGGUGUGCCUAAUCCAAAAUUACAGCAGUCUGUAAACUAGCUAUAUAACAAAUCAGAAAAUUCUAACCAGAUUCAGCUGAAAGGUUUUACUUUACUAAAUCCUGCAGUUGUUUGUUACUGUUACGGAUGACUUUCUUUGAAUUGUUCCAUCUGCAGUCAGGUGACAUUUCUACAUUUUUAUUGUCAGUGAAGUUUACGAAAUCAGUAUUUUAUCAAUAUUUUAGUAAAAACUUUUAGAUAAAAAGUGAAAUGCACUGUAGGUACAUUUAUGAUUUUAUUUAUGGAUACAUAAUGCCUCAAGUAAAUACCAUUCAGUAUUUCUUUUCUAAUUAGGCCAUCCAGUGUUAGCAUAGAAUGUUUGUUUUUGUCUCUGUAUGAAGGAAAUAAGUCUGCACUUACAUACUAUGGGAUCAUCUAUAACGAUUACAAUUUAGUGAUCUAUGUAAUCCAUUAAACAGCUAAAUCUAAAUUAUUAUAUUUAUGGCAUUCAUUUUAAUAUGUAUCUGUAUAAAUUUCUAUGUAAACACUCCUAAAAUCUUUAUGAAGUGGUUAUCCUGGCUAUGAUGGUGAUUCUUUAUAGAUGAUACAUACUAUAAAGUGCACUUUUCUGUGGUAUAGUUUGUAGGAACAUGACUGCUUUGAAAACACUUCAGUCAGGGAAUUAUUUGUUACAAACUUAAAACCAGUGUUAACUUUCCUUCCCUUUCACAAAAUUAUAUUCACUUAAGGGUGCGGUAGAGGUCCAUGAAUGAGUAUGUAUAGAAAUACAUCUAAUAUAGACUUUUAAUUUUAUAGCAUCAUCAUCAUGUCUUUUUAGAAAGGUUAAAAUAGUAACACUUGUUAAUUUUACCAUUUGUACUAGUUUAUCCCUUAAUUUUGAAGUCAUUAUUAAUACAAGUAUUUAAGUAAUGUGAAGUAGUUUUGAAGAUGAGCCAGUUUAUCAUAUGCAGUAAUAUGAUAACACAUCGUUUCACUCUUAGCAUUAGUGAAUUCCUAGUGUGUUCAAUUGUGAUGGAUGAACUAGGUUCUAGGGAACCCCUCACCAGCCUUAUGCAAGACCGCCAAGCUGUAUGUGCCAUUCCUUUUGUUUUUCUAAUCCAUAAACAAAUUGAAUCAUAAAGACAAUUUAUGAAGUAUUUUAAAAUUUGUCCAGAUGUGUUGUCUUUAACAACGUAGGUUUCAUUUGGACUUAUUUAAGAAUUUAAUAAGGCCAGUUGAAGGAUUUAUCAUGAUGGCUAAGUAAAUCAUUAUUUUUUUUAUUUUUUUUUGUGGGGGUUACAUUUUAUCUGAUUCUGGCCUUCUUAUGGCUGCUUAUUUUAUCUUAGGGUGGUUAAAGAACAGUUCUAUUUGAAAUGGUCUGGUUGCCAUCUGUUUGGAAUUUUAGAAUUAAAAUAUUUUCCCCAAUAAUGAAGCAAUACCAGAAUUAUGUUAGUUAUUAUCUUACUUAUCUUGGCUAUUAUACACUUAGAGUAAUUACAUAAUGCAGUACAUUGGCUAUUAGUGGAACAAAGGUGUGGCCCCCACACUACUGUCAGAUUAAGUCAUAGGAAAAGGAAGAAAUGACAAUUUGACACCGAAGGAAUGAACACAUUCUAGUGAAGGAGUGCACUUGAAUGGUGUGCAUGUGUGUUUAAUGUUAUUUUACCCAUUACUCAUUACAGUAUUAUUCAUUGUGAUGUAUUAUUUCUAAAUAUGUGUUUACAUCAAUGCACAUGUAUAUUAUGUAUUUUUACCAUCAGUAUUAAAAUAUCAAUGACAGUGUUUAGUACUUGAUAAGAUUUUCUACUUUUUUUUCACCACACAUAUGUACAACAGCAUAGUUUGUACUAAAGUCCUAUACAGGUCGGACUAGUUUUAAAUGUGAGGUUCAUUAUCAGGGUAAUUUUUAGAGACUGUGUGUCUGGAAAGAUUAGGAUGAAAUUUUCUUUCUGUACAGUGGCCAGUUAAAAGAAAACACAAGAUAAUACAAUUGAGGACAAAAGUUGACAUUCACUUAGUUGUUUUUCACAACUACACACAUUUCAUGCAACCACACAUUUCUUGUGAGUCUGUUGUGCUGUCUAGUUUCUAUAAGAAGUUAUUUCAAAAUAAUUUUCAUUUUGAGAGACUUUUAUUUCAAAUUGUAUUUACUAUAACCAAAUUUACUUUGAGUCAGAAGUUUACAUAAACUCUGUUACUAUUUGGUGGUAUUGCUUUUUACUUGAACCUAUAGGUUAACCCUACCCCCACCCCCACCCC